AUGAACAACUCCACCGCCUUAACUGUCCCAAACAACCCAUACCUUCACGCAUCCCCUGCUCCUCCACCGACAAACACAUAUAACAAUCUCAGCCGAAAAGUUGAAUCCGCCGCCAAAAAAGCCGAGUCAUUUGCGGAAAACCUUUACAACCAUCUCCGCACAGGACCCGGCCUCGUCGAUGUCGCAAUGACCCGUCUCGAGCAAGCUAGCCGGGUCAUCGGGGCUGGCGGAUGCGACAAAACUUUCAGCCGAGAGUUUGGAAAUAUACCCGGUGAUAAGCUCAAGAAUUCUUUUGUAUGUUAUCUAUCUACUACUGGCGGGCCAGUUAUGGGUACCCUUUAUGUUUCUCACAAGCGAAUCGGGUUUAGGGGUGAUUCACCGGUCUGGAGUGGCCCGAUUGGGGGCCCGGGUCAGUGGGUUCACUACAAAGUGAUGUUGAUGGUGGAUCAGGUGUCGGCAAUUAACCCUUCGGCUAACCCGGCUAAACCUGCUGAGAAGUAUAUUACGAUCUUGACGAAAGAUGGGCAUGAGUUUUGGUUUAUGGGGUUUAUUUUUUAUGAUAAGGCGCUUAAGAAUUUGUACAAGGGAUUACAGCGCUGUAAUUGA
Molecule: messenger RNA, 606 nt
Organism: Beta vulgaris subsp. vulgaris (sugar beet)
Lineage: Eukaryota; Viridiplantae; Streptophyta; Magnoliopsida; Caryophyllales; Amaranthaceae
Product: GEM-like protein 1
Exons: 1
Coding region: 1-606 (201 amino acids)
Source: RefSeq, a predicted model, not a curated record